Messenger RNA from Racocetra fulgida, 145 nucleotides. The record is from the annotation of a GenBank genome assembly. Lineage: Eukaryota; Fungi; Glomeromycota; Glomeromycetes; Diversisporales; Gigasporaceae.
GAAAACGCCUGAGGUUGUAAAAAUUACUAAUGAUCUUUUUACCAAAUUUGAAAAAAAUAAUAUUAAAGUUAAUUGCCUUGUAACUGAUUCUGCUUCUGAGUUUAUGGCAGCUCGACUACGUCUUCGAACUUCUUAUCCUAAUAAG